This is a messenger RNA of Talaromyces marneffei, 792 nucleotides long. RefSeq lists its product as uncharacterized. Bases 1 to 792 code for a protein of 263 amino acids. Lineage: Eukaryota; Fungi; Ascomycota; Eurotiomycetes; Eurotiales; Trichocomaceae. The record is from RefSeq and is a predicted model, not a curated record. The transcript has a single exon. Gene Ontology annotation, cellular component: cytoplasm.
AUGUCCAACCCAGCCCCCCUUGACGCCAAGGUCUCCUCAAUCCUCGGCCAGAAAUUCGACUCCUCAAGAACCGACCCCGACGACCUCGACGAAGACGCCCUCUUCGACGAACUCGAAAAAGAAGAUGACACUGCCUACCGCGCUCACCGUCUUGAACAGCUCCACAAAGAAGUAACUUCUGCAAAAGAAGCCCUCAAACAAAAUUCCCAUAACAGCGGCAACAACACAACAACAAUAGACGCAUUCUAUCCCACAUUAGUGGACGACCGAGCCGUCCUGGACCUCACAACGAAUAAUGAGCGCUGCAUUGUCCAUUUCUCGCACACAGAUUUUGCGCGCUGCGCAGUUAUGGAUGAGCAUUUGCGUCUUCUUGCGCCGCGACACCACGAAGUUCGAUUUGCGCGUGUGGAUGUACGGAAUUGUCCCUUUGUCGUUGAGAAACUUAAUAUUCGUGUUUUGCCGUGCGUUAUAGGCUUUGUGGAUGGGAAUGGGAAAGAGCGGAUUAUUGGGUUUGAAGGGUUGGUGUCGAUUGGAAAGAGUGCACUCAGGGGGAAAGGGGCGGAUAAUUUUAGGACGACGGAUUUGGAGAAGAGGUUAUUGUCAGCCGGAAUUUUGGUGAGGGGGAAGUAUGUUGAGGAGAUGAGGGGAAUGGGACAUGGUGAUGACGAGGGUGAUGGGAGUGAGAGUGAAUUGGAAGAUGGGAGAAGAGGGAAGUCGUCACGAAAGGGGAUACGGGAUGGGACGAGCAAGCAACGAUAUGCUGAGGAUGAUAGCGAGGAUGACUGGGAUUGA